AUGCCUGCAGCAAGGCCGACGCGGGGGAGAACUCGCUCUAAGAGUGCAGCACUGCGCGGCGUACGCCCCAGGCUGAUUCACUGCGAGGCGGAGGCCGGCAGGGAGAGCCCCGCGACCGCGGCGCACCCAGGAGGUGACACUCCUGGACUAGAGGCGUUGAUGGCAGCCACCCCUCGGCCUGGCUGGCAGGCCUCCCUGCGCGGCCUCCGGGCGGAGACGCGCCACUCUCUGGCGAGGAUGUGGGCCCAUAAGCGCUUCGGGCUACUCAUGCUCGGCCUCUGGGCCCUGAUGCUGCUGUGCUACUUUCUGAGCCCUGGGUUCUCAAACUCUACGUCCCCAAACGAGUAUGUUCUGUGGAUCAAUAAGAAUGCCGAUGGACAGUCUCCGGGAAAUGAAUCUGUGAUGGAAACUCUGUUAAGCUUUUUUUCUCCAACAACAUGCAUUCCAAAAGAGAAUCAGGUGGUAGAGGCUUGUAAUGGACAGAAGGAUCUUAACGCGAGCGAAUGUUUGAAGUACAAAUGCUGUUAUUCCGAGACCAGUGACUUUGGCUGUUUUGUCCCAUUAAGAGAUAAGCCUACACAGAUGUUCCGGAUGUUUCUGGUUGGUGUGAGCAGCGUGAUCAUCCUGGGAUUUGUGCCCGUUUGUUGCUGCUCUUUUUGCCGGAGGAGCAAAUGGGCCAAUCCUUUCCAAAGGAAAGUCAACAGAAUUUUAAAGGGUUUGAAGAAGCAAAGAAACAAACCGAAGAUGGAUACUGAAUUGUUAGAGGCAGUAACGGAAGAUGUGGAAGGACAGAGUGAUGAAAGGGAGGAAGAGUCUGGAGGUAAUUGA
Trichechus manatus latirostris (Florida manatee) is the source of this 828-nucleotide messenger RNA. It is a transcript of the gene FMR1NB, whose product is annotated as FMR1 neighbor. The transcript has 5 exons. The coding region runs from base 1 to 828 and encodes 275 amino acids. The record is from RefSeq and is a predicted model, not a curated record. Lineage: Eukaryota; Metazoa; Chordata; Mammalia; Sirenia; Trichechidae.